Molecule: messenger RNA, 471 nt
Organism: Triticum turgidum subsp. durum (durum wheat)
Lineage: Eukaryota; Viridiplantae; Streptophyta; Magnoliopsida; Poales; Poaceae
Source: the annotation of a GenBank genome assembly
AUGCAUUCCAUCUGCAUCGAACGGCAGCAGCACGCCUCCUCCCACCUCUCGCCUACCUUAAAAAUCCCCUCCCCACCUCCGGCAAACCACAAAACAAAUUCACCACCGCUCCUCGACCUCCAUCCGCUCGCCGCUCGAACCAAGGAGAGAGCGUCAGCCAUGUCCGGGCGCGGCAAGGGAGGCAAGGGGCUCGGCAAGGGCGGCGCCAAGCGCCACCGGAAGGUGCUGCGCGACAACAUCCAGGGCAUCACCAAGCCGGCCAUCAGGCGCCUGGCUCGCCGGGGCGGCGUGAAGCGCAUCUCGGGGCUCAUCUACGAGGAGACCCGCGGCGUGCUCAAGAUCUUCCUCGAGAACGUCAUCCGCGACGCCGUCACCUACACCGAGCACGCCCGCCGCAAGACCGUCACCGCCAUGGACGUCGUCUACGCCCUCAAGCGCCAGGGCCGCACCCUCUACGGCUUCGGCGGCUAG